Molecule: messenger RNA, 1914 nt
Organism: Entrophospora sp. SA101
Lineage: Eukaryota; Fungi; Glomeromycota; Glomeromycetes; Entrophosporales; Entrophosporaceae
Source: the annotation of a GenBank genome assembly
AUGGGAUUAUUAUAUGCAAGCCUUAGCGAAAUCAAACUUACCGAUGUUUUUUUUGCAUUAUCAUCUAUAAUAUGUUUAUAUUUAAUUCAUUUCUAUUAUAAACACUAUACUCGCAUUAAUCCACUCCCUGGUCCAAUACCAAUUCCAUUAAUAGGAAGUUUUGCACUGGUUAAAAAAGAUCUUGAUAUUGAUGCUUUUUAUUAUAAUUUAAGUAAAAAAUAUGGCGGUGAAGGUAUAUACGAAGUAGCUAUUGGUGGCAAGAGACAAAUAUUAUUUACUCGUGCUGAUUAUAUAGAAACCUUUUUUUUAUCAUCCAUUAAUGUUGCUAAUCAUGCAAUAAGAACUGAGAAGGAUGUUCUUUUAGACCUUUUUGAUCUUGAUAGAAAAGGAAUAGCAUUAAACUUCGAUCACCAUAAUUGGAAAUUUAAUCGUGAAAUGUUUACACAGGCUAUUAUGCCAUUAACCUUUUCUCCCAAGCCUAGUAAAUAUGUAAAUGCCUUAUUUGAAGAAAUGUCAAAUUGUUGGAUGGAUUUGAAACCAAAAGGCGAUGCUGCUGGAGUUAUUAAUAUAGCUAGUUGGCUGCGUCGAUUUACAACUGAUUUUAUACACAUUUUGGUAACAGAGAAACGAGGUUUUGCAAUUCAUUAUUAUCAUCGUAAAUUUAAAAAUGAGAUCACAAAAGAGAUGAUUGAAUCUGAAGAGUUUAUUGAAUGUGUAGAUACUUUUGUAUCAGACAAUAUUCCAUAUGUACCACACAUUUUAAAAGAUUUCCCUUUUAUUAGACCUCGUGUGCAGAAAUUGAUAAGAAAUAAUGAUCGUUUUUAUAUAAAAUUAGAAGAUAUUAUCAAAAAAAGAAGAAGAGAAAUUGAAAAAAAUUUUAACAGUAAUGAUAAUUCUAAGCCGAAACAACUUGAUCUAUUAACCUCUAUGAUUAUUGUUAAUACACCAUAUGACACUCGUCCUCCUCAAUCAAAUGUUGAUCCAUCAUUAUUAAGACCAAUGACUGAUAAUGAAAUACGUGGUGUUUUGUUUGAUUGUUUUGUGGCUGGUACAGAUACGAAAUUGUUGGAUGAGAUUGAAUCAGUUUUCAAUGGUGAUCGAACCAGACCAAUAACAUUAACUGAUGUUGGGAAAUUAAAAUACUGCGAAGCAUUAAUUAAAGAAACAACAAGAAUAAGACCUACAGUUGGUAUGAUUUCAAGAUAUUACGAUAGACCUAUGGAAGUAGCAGGAUACAAAUGGCCAAAGAACACUCUAUUUGUGACUUUUCAAAUUGCUUCAGAUCUGGUGAAACAUGCUAAUCUAGCAGAUGGUGUCAUAAAUCCUGAGGAUGUUGAGGCAAAAACAAUGGUCGCUUUAUCACCAAAAAGCAUAAAGAAAUAUGAAUUCCAAGAAUUUGAUAAAAUUAUUGUGAAGAGGUUUUAUAUAGGACCAUGGUCGUUAAAUGAGUCGUUAAUUUGUAAAAAAUAUGUCUUCUCGAGAGUUCCGGUAAUUAUAAUGUUGGAACUUUACAGCAAGACAGGUGGUGUGCCAAAAUAUGUCCUUCAAAAGAUUGAAGAGGCAAUGAAAUAUUAUGACCCAAAGACACUUAAAGAUGAUGAAGAUGAUGCAGACAAGGAUGGUGUAGACAAGCAUACUGCUAUCAUCAGAAAAUAUAAAAUAAAGCACCAAUCAAGAGUUGAAUACAUCCUAACUCCAGAAGAAUUUUCAGAUCAUAAUGAAGGAAACAAGGUUAUCCUACCAUCAAAAUCAAAUUUUGGUGCAGCAGAUCUAUUUGUUACUCCUGACAAUAUCUUUCAAAUAACAGUGCCAAAAAAACAUCCCAUCAAGCAGGAAAACAACAUUCCUUCUAAAAAUAUUAGCAAAUGGUGUCGUCCUUCAAAGAAUUCACAUCAUAACUUGGUUUCUGCCUGA